AUGCACAACGCAGUCAGCCAUAGUACAACGCAGUCGGCCAUAGCCAUCAUUGCCUCGAGGAGGCAGAAGAUCCUUGCCUCGAGGAGACGGAAGCUUUUCGGAGGCGAAGUCGACAAGGGACCCACGUUGGCGGACUUGAUGAACUUUGCUGGCGCACCCGGUGAACUUCGUUGGUCACAGUGCGGUUGGCGGAGUCGAAGGAGACAUAGCAGCGGCCCGAAAGACAAUAAGGCUCACCGACGAGGCUUGAAGAUGGUGCUGGAAACUUGGGUCAGCGUAAGCGUGCUGGGGCUUGGGUUGGCUUACGCGUUCUGGAGCGACUCAGUCAGCUUCCGCGUCGACUGCAGACAACGAUCCGCUUCUCAACACAUACGUUCAUCCUCAACCCGAUGCUCGCCCCCUCCAACAUCGCCGUUCGCCUCCUCCCACAUCGCCGUGCUGCUCGCCCUCCUCAACAUCAUCGCCGCAUCCCUCGACAUGUCCAACCCGACGCUCUUCCCCGCGCAAGAAGACCGCGGACCCUCUGCUGAACGAGAACCUACCUCAUUCCCCUCCUCACGAGCUCCUGCCUCCCUCCUCACGAGCUCGCAACGCGCAGGCUUCACGGCCAAGACCACCGCCCCUGCCCUCGUUCUGGAGCACGGUCGCGGCCCGCGCGUCUCCCUCGUUGAUCGGCGACGCCGGGAGAGCGCCACCAGCAAGCUUGGUGACGCGACCAGCAGCGCCAUGGAAUACGACCAGCUCCUCCUGGGAACGCUACAGACGAAUAUCUGGAUGCGAUGCGAAGGGUCCAGCGACCAGCGACGCGCGAGGAUGCGACUAGCGAUGUCGGAUGCGCGAGCGGCACUGUCGAGGAGCCACAUCCAGCCACGCCAAAUGGUCGCCUUCGUCGACAGCAGUGGACGUGGCCGGCCAUAUCCAGCUCGGGUGCAGCAAGCUCAUCACCAUCCCAUCCACCGUGGUGCUCGACUCUCGGCCCUCGCUCCCAAAUCCGGACUCGCUGCUCGCGCUUGGGCAUGGCCGUUGCUCACACCGCGAGCUCGGCGCGGGCAGGCCUCACAAGCACGGCUCGACUGGACCCUCGCCUGCGAGCAAGAAGGCCCUCCUCUCGUCGUGUCCCACAAACGCGGCGUGGACAAGCUCUAUAUGUACGCAGCGCGGACUGGCUUUGCGCCCCUCACGCGGGUGGGCUUCGCGAGCUGGGCAGGGCGUGGCAUCCUCGCAAGGGGUUGCGCGUUCGUUGAGGCUCCGGGAGACGCUCGCUUGUCGAGGCUUCGUGAGACGCGGUGCGCUGCCAGCGAUGCCCAGCGCGACCAGCCCCUCGCACGCGCGCGAUAUUGCCCCCCCCCCCCCCUCGAGAACACGACGUGCCCCAUCGGAGACGCUGUCCGUGACCCCAGGGAGGCGCUGCUGGCGGCGCCAGAGAAGGAGCUAGGCGUCAUCAACGACUCGGGGGCGCGCGCCUGGCAGUGGCGGAGGGCAUUACCUGCGACUCCGAAGGACGCCCUAGCGAAGCUGAGGACGCGAUCUGCGAUGUCGAAGGAUGGGACCUGCGACGUUCUCAACGGACCUAUGGAGCUGGACAGGCCAAUCCGUGAGUCUGUCUCUGUCCGAGGACUGACAUCCAGGCAUCUAUUGGCACAUCGUAUGGACGCGAUGGCUAGCAGGCGAGGAGGAUGCUGCGGGAGGCCGAGCGAGCAUGGAUGUAGUCCUCUGGAUCCGGCUGACGGACGAGGUGGCGGUCCGGCUAAGAACGAUGCGAGCUUCUUUUUGCAUCAUGUCUCAGGUAUCUUCGUCUCGGUGUAUUUGGGACGGGAGGAUCCUCGGGCUGUGAAUCUGGUCAGCCUCGAUGUCGAGCGUCUUAUGAGCACCUUGGAUCCAAGCCGAACUCUGGCUACCCGACGUUGGCAGAAUGUGAGUAGGAGUGCGGGUGAAGUUCGGGUUGUUCAUCUCGAGGUAGGGGUUGGAAGAGGUGAAGCCACUAUGUUGAUAUGGUGCACCUACGACCGUGCAGGCGUCUGGAGAACCUUACGUCACGUUCCCAAUAGCAUCAGCCUGGAUAGGGACGACGAUCUAGGGCUUUCUGCAGAUUUUCAGAGCACUUUCCAUCCUUGCGAAAACGUGUAUUCUCGUACGCCAGACUGUCCAUUUGGCGCCCUUGUAGUCUUUGCGGCCCCGCGUCAAGAAGCUCUGACCUGGUACGGUGAAGCUGCGGGCGUGCGUUCGGUUGCGUGGACCACCAAUUGGCGAGGGCAGAGCCGGUUGGCCUCAUCUGGCUCAUGGCGGGCCGGUCGCUCAGCAAUCGGUCGCGACGGUGCUAGGACGAGUUCGAUCUUGCAAUUGGCAUUCCUUAGGUAUCCGUGA
Schizophyllum commune H4-8 is the source of this 2364-nucleotide messenger RNA. RefSeq lists its product as uncharacterized. The transcript has 13 exons. NCBI's taxonomy places the organism in Eukaryota, Fungi, Basidiomycota, Agaricomycetes, Agaricales, Schizophyllaceae. The record is from RefSeq and is a predicted model, not a curated record. The coding region runs from base 1 to 2364 and encodes 787 amino acids.